Molecule: messenger RNA, 2108 nt
Organism: Colossoma macropomum (tambaqui)
Lineage: Eukaryota; Metazoa; Chordata; Actinopteri; Characiformes; Serrasalmidae
Gene: mycla
Product: MYCL proto-oncogene, bHLH transcription factor a
Exons: 3
Coding region: 280-1371 (363 amino acids)
Biological process (GO): regulation of transcription by RNA polymerase II
Molecular function (GO): RNA polymerase II cis-regulatory region sequence-specific DNA binding; protein dimerization activity; DNA-binding transcription factor activity, RNA polymerase II-specific
Source: RefSeq, a predicted model, not a curated record
CUGCGGCUCGAAACCAGACACCCGCAUUGUUUCUCCUUUACAACUUUUUGUCAUUGCGGCCGGAGCGGCUCUCGGCAGAGCGCGUGAGAGCGGACGGGUUCUAUUGUCUGCGCGAGUUCUUUGGGUUUGGGUUGCUUUCCUCUCUCUGGAGUUAUCCGUCCUCCUCGCGCCGGGCGCCUUCUUUUGUCCCUCUCUCUCUCUUCUCCCCCACGCGCCGUGUGUCCGGCUGCAGCACGAGCUCAGCGCCCACAUGAGCCGCCUGUAAAUUGUACCCCUGCAAUGCCUGGACUUAGCUGCAGCGCGGCGUCUGACGGGUUCUGGCCCAUGGAGUUUGAGGCCCAGCAGCACUACUUCUACUAUGAUGGGCUGGACACUGGGGAGGAUUUCUACAAGUCUCUGGCGCCCAGCGAGGACAUCUGGAAGAAGUUUGAGCUGCUUCCUACUCCACCCAUGUCACCCUCAAGGACCUGGGCAGAGUUCCCAGGCUGGAUGGCACCAAAGCCCACCUUCGAGGAGGAUUAUGGCUCUCCGUAUGAGUUGGAGCGAGAGCCGCUGGACGUUUUGGCCAACCUCAGCUCCAUCGUGUUGAAGGACUGUAUGUGGAGUGGUCUGGCUGCUGGUCAGCAGCUGGAGAAAGUCAGCCGAGAUGUCAAGGUUGCUCCAACGGCUCGGGCACAACGCGUAGCACCUGCCAUGACGCACAGCAGCCCAGCCACGCAGUGUGUAAGUCCGGCAGCGGUGCUCAGCCUCCCAGGGCAUCAUGGGAAGAAGACUGCCUCGGGCUCCUCCGGCUCAGACUCUCACUCUGACUCAUCUGAUGAGGAUGAAAUAGACGUGGUCACUGUGGACAAUCGACCAAAACGUGGCCGCCCCCCUGUCAGGCGGACACCGGUUACCAUCGCGGUCAGCGCUGACCCCCAUGGGCCCUGCCCCAAACACUUCCACAUCUCACUCCACCGGCAGCAGCACAACUAUGCCGCCCCAUCCCCCGAAUCUGACCGUGACGAAGAGGAAGAGGAGGAUGAUAUAGAACCUCAGGGGAAGAGAGCCAGACUGGAGGCCUCGUCUUCGUCUUCGUCUCCGCUCUCCUCUCCAGCCAGCUCGGACUCUGAAGACGCCACGGAGCAGCGGCGAAACUUUCUGGAGAGGAAAAGAAGGGACGAUCUUCGCUCUCGUUUCCAGGCGCUCCGCGGGGAAAUCCCAGGACUUUCCGAAUCUGCCAAAACCUCAAAGGUGGCCAUCCUGACCCGGGCCACGGACUAUUUGAUGCAGCUGAGGGCGUGUGAGCGGCGGCAGAAUCAAGAGAGGAAAAAGCUCAGAGCGAAACAGCAGCAGCUGCUCCGCAAGAUCACCGCGCUCAAAAACUCCUGAAACUACCUGAACACAUGGACAAUACACACGGUCACUGGGGGGGGGGCUUACUUCAGACAGCAGGACACUUCUCAGUUAGCCAGAUAAUGUAAGCAAAAAGUCUGUUUUGGCCAGCAGGAAGAGACCUAAUGGAGAGUUCUAGUGGACAAUCUGCACUUUUGUCGUUUUGUUGAGCGAUCCAGCAAGGAAUUUCACAAAGUUAGCUGGGUAACUUAAGCCAACAGUUUUGCUUGUCCAAUAGGAACGUCCCUCACCUUCUCCUAUAUUGGACAGGGUUUCACUUUUGGCUUAAUUUAUCUGGCUAACAGAGGAAUCCCUCUGUAGUACAUACCACAGAACUCAUCUAACCGCCAGGCCUUUAGCCAGUGAUGAGUCCUGGAGGGUCACAACAUGUGAUCCAGCCAGUAAUUCAUAUAAUAAUUGCUUUGAUUACUUGCAUCAGGUGUUAAAUUUGGUUGGAGUAAAACCUGCAAAAGAUCCUCAGAGGAAGUAAUAGUGACCUCUGGUCAAGCAAAGUAACACCUGACCAGAAGAGACACAGUUGUUGGUGAUCUGUUAUAAACGGGUCUUUCCAGAACACAGGAGUUGAUAUAAUGAUUAAAAAUAGACGGAAGGUGGUAAAAGCUACAGGAAGUUUUUCUCCGAUUUGGCAGACUUUGAACCUUACAAGCAGGAAGAGUUUCUGGAACUUGAGCUUUCAGAACUAAAUGAUGUAGUAUGAAUUUUUUUUAUUAUAU